CUGAGGAGGAAUAUUAACAAAUUAAUCAUGAAUGUACUUAAAUGUUUUAUAGUGAUAUUACAAAUAUAUCCGAAUAUUUUCAGACGGAACUCAUUAAUUUCAUAAUAUGUCAGGAGAAAAUGAACCACCAACCUAUAUCUUGAUUUUGGAAAAUGAGAAUACAGAUUUAUCAUUUAGCUCUGUCUAUCCAGCUAUGCUGUGGUUGUUGAUUAUUUGGUUGGUGCCAAUUUUAUCGCGGAGAGGUAUGACGAAUCUAUUCCUGCAAUCCCAAAACGCACCACGAACAACAGCAGGAACGAUACCACAAACGAUGAUGUCCUCAACGGUACCUAGUUUGGCUGAAGGUGUAACAUCAAUAGAUACACAGAUGGUAAGCGUUACAGAUUCUAGGACUCCAGAAAUCGUUCCUCUUCCAGUUGAUACGGCCAAAACACCGGAAAAAAUACCAUCACCAAAUUAAAGUGUGAUCAUUAAUAAAACUCUAGAGACAGGA
This is a messenger RNA of Mytilus trossulus (common blue mussel), 493 nucleotides long. RefSeq lists its product as uncharacterized. The coding region runs from base 107 to 460 and encodes 117 amino acids. The record is from RefSeq and is a predicted model, not a curated record. The transcript has 5 exons. Lineage: Eukaryota; Metazoa; Mollusca; Bivalvia; Mytilida; Mytilidae.